Molecule: messenger RNA, 4561 nt
Organism: Ilyonectria robusta
Lineage: Eukaryota; Fungi; Ascomycota; Sordariomycetes; Hypocreales; Nectriaceae
Exons: 5
Coding region: 370-4107 (1245 amino acids)
Biological process (GO): protein phosphorylation; intracellular signal transduction
Cellular component (GO): cytoplasm
Molecular function (GO): protein serine/threonine kinase activity; ATP binding
Source: RefSeq, a predicted model, not a curated record
CCAAGGGCUCGCCCCGUUCUCCCCCUCGGCGCCCUUCUCGACUCUGCCAGCCCUUGUCACUCCUUUUUGCCUAGUGCCUUGUCUCUCUGGCCCUCUUUUCUAUACUAGGUGCCGCCGCCCCCCUCCUCUUUCCCUCCCAGUGGCCUUCAGGUUUCCCCAGUCACUCUUUCUCUCCUUCUCUCUUUCCGUCUUUCCGUCUUUCCGCCCGUCUGUGGCCUCGUUUCAACUUCGCCUUUCCAGGUGCCUCUCUUUUCCGUUCUCCCACUGCUCCUACGAGCGUCCUUUCGUUCUUUUCCGCUUCAACCCAUCACCGAACUGUCGUUUUCUCCGAGUAUUAUGUGCUGAUUCACUGCAACUUCCUCGAUCACCAUGGCGGAUUCGCGCGUUGCCACCUCCGCUCGCUCACCACUUUCUGAGGCCUCGAAUCGAAUCAACUCAACCUAUCCUGUACAGGACAGCCAGCGGCCCAAGUCGCGAUACGAUCAAUCUGUUGCUCAGAAUGGCCACGAUGUUUCUCGUCCGAACUAUGCACACCCCGGUGGUCCCUCUGUUAGCCACGCUCCGGUGCCCAACCCCCGUUCAGGCGUCACUCAACCUCAGGGAGCUGGGGAGCUGAAACCGCCUCAAGAGACGGAAGAUCCCAGCCGCCUCUCUCAGGCCUCUUACGACUCAUCCGCCAGCAGCCGAAGCAAGAAGAACUACAAAACCCAUAUUGGCCCAUGGCAACUUGGGAAAACACUCGGCAAAGGCUCAUCGGCCCGAGUCCGUCUCUGCCGCCACAACAUGACGAACCAGCUCGCAGCUGUCAAGAUUGUUAACAGACGGAUGGCCUAUUUGGUGCAGGACAGCAGCUUGGCCGCCCUCAGCAAGUGGGACAACAGUCGUCCGAACCAGAUCGAUGGCGAGAUGCGAGUUCCUAUGGCCAUCGAGCGCGAAGUGGCCAUUCUCAAGCUCAUCGAGCAUCCAAAUAUCAUGAAGCUCUAUGAUAUAUGGGAAAACCGCUCCGAAGUGUACCUCAUCCUCGAGUACAUCGACCAAGGAGAUUUAUUCACCUUCAUCAACAUGAGGGGUCGGCUGAGUGAGGAGGUUUCCAUCUACUUCUUUCGUCAGAUUAUUAGCGCGAUCGCAUACUGUCACUCUUUCAACAUCUGCCAUCGCGACCUCAAACCAGAGAACAUCUUGAUCACGGCUGAUCUCCAGAUCAAGAUUGCCGAUUUUGGCAUGGCUGCUCUUCAUCAGACCGACACUCAUCAACUCGCCACCGCUUGCGGAAGCCCCCACUACGCAGCACCAGAACUCCUCAAAAACAGGCAGUAUCGUGGUGAUAGGGCAGAUAUCUGGAGUUUAGGUGUCAUUCUCUACGCCAUGCUGUCUGCAACCCUACCAUUUGACGACCCCGAUCUACGCGUGAUGAUGUCGAGAACGAAGAGGGGACAGUAUCAAAUGCCCGAUUUCCUGAGCCCUGAGGCUGAAGACCUCAUUCGGCGUAUGCUGCAAGUCAACCCUGACCAGCGUGCCACCCUCAAGGAGAUUUGGCGACACCCAGUCGUUCAGAAGUACGCCUUUCAAGAUAAUCUCAACGACAUGAAUGCACAGCCUCCCGACACGCGAAAGGGUUUCCAAUACACGCCUGUGCCCCCUCAAGACGUUGAUCCACAACUCCUACGCCAGCUUCGCUCCAUGUGGCACAUGUUCAGUGAGAGUGACCUCCAACUCAAGCUGACAUGCGAUCAGGCAAACGACCAGAAGGCCUUUUACUGGUUGCUGUUCAACUAUCGAGAGAAGCAGUUGGAAGACUUCAAGCCUGAAUUGGUUCACUCCAUGAGUGACUACCACCACUUGAAACCUGGUGCAUGGAAAAAGCGCGUGGCGACCCGCGAGUUUUCUCAACCUCGUCUAAACGGUCACGGUCGUUCCAUAUCGCGGUUCACCGUCAUCUCUAACGCUGCCGGGGCGGAUCCAGAUGCCACCUAUCCACCGCAGCCUAGUAGUCAACAACCCGAGGAUGGAGAUGCUCAAAAGAGCUACCCCAGAACCAGUGCUCACCGUCACUACCAAACGGCCAGCGGUUCAUACACCGUCCAAGCCUCGAGGAUUAGAAAUGGAUCGGGCGCUCGCCGUGGUCGCAUGACUGCCGCUCGAACUUCUACCACUGGGCGACUCCACUCAUCCAGAGGUUCACUGUCUUCCAUCCGCAGUAAUCGACUGCCAACUCCGCAUUCUCGCAGCCUACGCCACAAGCGAGGAGUUGAUUUUUCGCACAUUCGAAAACAAUCCAGCUCCUUAGGGCAUGUUCGCAGUGGUCCAGUCCGCUCAUACGUGACUGAGCAAGGAUCUACCUAUCGAAUUGACAUGAAUCGCUCUCCGACUCCUAAGGUGCCCACCAUGCCGAGCGGCGUUCUCCCCAAGCCCGCGGUGCAUAGCAACCCACUGAAACAUCACCCGGUGUACAUACAACCAGGGCCCAACGAGCAAGUACACAACAGACCAACACGAAAGCCAGUUCCCAACGGCGCGAUGAACAACAGGCCAACACGAGAGCCAGUUCAGAGGCAAGUCGCAGACGGGAAACAUGUUUCGGAGAUCUUUGGGGAAGAACUGCGACACUUCAGCAGCAACAUUGCCAAAGAUUGUGAUGAUGCUUUCGGUAGCUCUUUGAUCGAUGAUGAUUCGAUUGCUGGUUCUCUUACAGAAGUGGACAAGAGUCAUCGGGAGGCAGCUUCAUUCUCCUUAACCAUCGAUCCGGCGGAUGGCCGUCCUGCUGAGGACCCAGCUCCCGACUCAGAUACCACCACCCAAAGUCUGAACAGUCGACCACUGCCUCCGCUGCCUCCAGUUGAAGUGGAUGACGGCCACUCCUUGGCGCCAACAAACGUUGAUUCCCGACCAACCUCUCGAGACGACUACAUUGGAGAGCUACGUGCAGACCAGGUCAAGACUGCCUUUCCAGUUGUGCUCACAAAGCAUACGGAUAGGCGUGUUGUCUCGGCCCCUGCCCAAACCAGAGGACAGAGGAAGCCUACAGGACUCCCUUCCAUCAAUGAAACCGGCAUGUCCAAUGAUAAGACUCGAAUCGUAUCGGCACCUCCUCACACACCCACCAAGAGGGGGGCUGAGAGGGUCAAUGGUUUGGAAUACUUGAGCCAAGUUGAGAACAGUAUUCGGGUUGUUGAUUCCCCAAGUGGCCAGAGCCCAGUCAAGGUACCUAGGCCGCUAAAUGUGAGAAAGAAGGCUGGAGAGGACGAGUCGGGGCGUACUCUGCACCCAAACAGUGCUUACAACUUGGAGCGGCCCAAAGAAGUAGCACCUGCGAUUGCCAACAUUUCCCACGAACCGCAAGGUCCCGCAAAGAAGAAGAAGUCGUCGUGGUUCAGACGAUCGCACAAGCCUGAGUCAGAGGUCGGCAGAGAUUCCACGGAUUGGCAAGAUUGCAGCUCAAUUGCAGCAUCGAGCGAGGGGAAGCACAGUGACUCUACCUCGAUGGGAGUUGCGGCGAAGAGAAAGACUUUUAGCUUCCCAUUCUGGAAGAGCAAUAAGCCCAGAGAUUCUGGCAUGUCGCUUGGCAAAGCAGGAGAGCCAGAAAUGAAAGAGGCAUCUUCAGAGGAGCAUGUCGUAGGCAAACAUGCUGCCCAGGGUAAGGUGGCUGGUAUCAGGAUGAGCGAGUCUGGGUCUGGCGGCGUUCGCAACAUCGAAGUGAAGCAGAGCUGGCUUGCACGCCUCUUCCGAGUCAAGCCCGCGACGAGCCACGUCUGCAUGGCCAUCUCGCGGCGCCGGGCGCGUCAGGAGAUAGCCAUCCUCCUACGGGAGUGGCGCAAGUAUGGCAUUCGGGGUAUUCAGGUUGACAAGCAGCGCAACAUUGUCUUUGCACGGGUUGCUGCUAAGAACUAUCUUGAGCUCAAGGAAGUGUCGUUUGCUGCCGAGGUAAUGACAGUGAUUGAACAUGGUAAGAAGCAACAGCUCAGCAUUAUUCGGUUCACGCAGGAGCGGGGAGCAGCCAGCAGCUUCCAUAGAGUGGUGGAUACGAUCAAGUUGAUGUUUGAGACGCGCGGCCUCGUGGUGGUGGAUAAGAACAAGGAGAAGAUGAUGAUGGAUACGCUCAACUCGUGAGCGAACGACGUUGUUUGUUCAAGGGCGAGAAGCAUCACCGAGCUCAAGUGCGGCGGUGGUGGACGUGCAUCAAGACAGUAUUAACGUUUAAUGCUGUUUGGAUGAGGGAAAGCUUACUGCAUCGCUUAGAUUUUCUGCACAGGGGUGUUGGACUGGAGUUGGAUGUAAAACGAUGACACGUUGCGAUUCGUUUGGUUUGGCUUGGUUUCUUGCUUUCAGAGUUACAGUAUCUUGUUGGACGGAGGGACGGUGCUUGAAGGGGACUACAAAGGCUACUCGGAUGCAUUCAUUCAUUCUCUUCUCUUGUUAUUGAUGGAUUGGUUCAUUCGUUAGCUGGCCUACCAGUCAGUCAUCCAUCAAGUCUAUAUCGCGCCACCAUCAGAUAAUAGAGAUAGAUGGCUUGGUUUCAACAAGUUGCAGAUGUGUGCUGCUUUUAAUUCAAACCUAGAAUCUA